AUGAAAUUUAAUCUUAAUAAUACUCAAUCCAUUAUUGGUUUAUCGUCUUUACUUCAGCACCAAUUAGGUGGUAGCAAAAAAGAAAUAACCUCUACCAUUAAUAAAAUUUCUAUUGGAUUGUCUCGAUAUUGUUCGAUUACCACGUCAUCAUUACUCGCAAAUAAACUUUUUCGUUCUCCGACAAUUUCUCGGCUCAAAAAUUAUCCGC
Molecule: messenger RNA, 208 nt
Organism: Racocetra persica
Lineage: Eukaryota; Fungi; Glomeromycota; Glomeromycetes; Diversisporales; Gigasporaceae
Source: the annotation of a GenBank genome assembly